This is a messenger RNA of Carassius gibelio (silver crucian carp), 1840 nucleotides long. Its product is annotated as transcription factor PU.1-like. The record is from RefSeq and is a predicted model, not a curated record. Gene Ontology annotation, cellular component: nucleus. Gene Ontology annotation, biological process: cell differentiation; regulation of transcription by RNA polymerase II. The coding region runs from base 384 to 1253 and encodes 289 amino acids. The transcript has 7 exons. NCBI's taxonomy places the organism in Eukaryota, Metazoa, Chordata, Actinopteri, Cypriniformes, Cyprinidae. Gene Ontology annotation, molecular function: DNA-binding transcription factor activity, RNA polymerase II-specific; sequence-specific DNA binding.
UCAGGAACCUCCAGCGAUUACGCACACACUCAGACACACACCCCAAAAAUAAAGAAGUAACAAACAGAAACUGUGUCCCUUUUCUACGGCCACUGCCAGGGUGGGUUGCCCUCUGCAGUGUAUCUCUGCUUGACUUCUUUUUUGGGCCUUUGGAUACCUUAGAGGCCCCCUGCGUGAUAAGGUGCGUGAGUUAGAUCAUUGGUUUCAUUUGGUAAGAGGAAAUUUAGAGUUGAGCAAUGGUACGGGGACAGUUUUGAAAGCCCUUGAGAAAGCAUCAGAGCUGCAGAUCAAGUGUCAGGCGGCGAGGAACCCAUGCUGCAUCCGUACAGAAUGGAGGGGUACAUCAUCCCAACCUGUGUCGAACGGCAUUACGAGGACUUGCCAUGGACGUACUAGUUACCAAAGAAGAGAGUAGAGAGAGAGUAACCUGGACUGGCUGGAUGUCACAGACACCAUCUGUACAAAAAGAUUACUGGGCAGUUUUAACCAAAGAUCAGCAAACAGAGGAAAUGUUUGAGUCAGAGAUGUAUCGGCCACCAAUGGAGUAUCAGUAUAUCAUUGACGAGAGUCAGAAUGAUCACACCUGGGAUUAUAAUAGCCAUCAUGUCCAUCCAGUGGAUUUCGAGAACCUGCCAGAGAGCCACUUCACAGAGCUACAGAGCGUACAGCCACUACAUGCAUCAAAUGUGCAUCGCUUCCCAGACGUUGAGUCGGGCCAUUUUAUCGACCCAGGCCUGACCGGGCAUCACCUCACUCUGCCCCCUCCACAGAUGGCAUAUUUGCCACGGCCAUCUGUGUGUUACCCUCACAGUGUACAGCCGUCUCCUCUCCAGCGCAGCUCGGAUGACGAUGACCCCAGCAGUCGCAGUCCUCCGUUAGAGGUGUCCGAUGAGGAGUGUAUGAGGGACCAUAUUACAUCAACAACAGGAGGCGAGCAUGGUAACAAGAAGAAAAUUCGCUUGUAUCAGUUCCUGCUGGACCUUCUCCGAAAUGGUGACAUGAAGGACAGCAUCUGGUGGGUUGACCGAGAAAAAGGAAUAUUCCAGUUCUCUUCAAAGCACAAAGAAGCUUUAGCACACCGCUGGGGCGUACAGAAGGGAAACCGCAAGAAGAUGACCUACCAGAAGAUGGCAAGGGCACUGAGAAACUAUGGCAAGACGGGAGAAGUCAGGAAGAUCAAGAAGAAACUCACCUACCAGUUUAGUGGAGAGGUACUUGGCAAAAGCCACACCGAAAGGAAGCUUUACAUGUAAACAUAUGCAUAAAAAGAGAGAACAAGACUUGGAGAAAACAAGAGAGAAUUUAUUUUUCUCUUUGAAAACAAGUAAAUGGCAAAAUGGACCAGAACUCUUACCAUGAGCUUAUGGUUUAAAACUAUUUUAUUUUCCAGUCCUUUUGUAUUAUUCACCUUUGCAUUAAUGAAGUAAACUUUACGUCCUUUACAUUUCAGUAGCUUUUGUGAUGUAAGACCAACAUUUACAACAUUUAAACAUUUAAAGAGCAGAAACAUGACCAAAGUGGGUAGAUAUAUAAAAAAAAAAAAUUACAAAAAGCUAUUCUCGAGUUUAAGACAGUUUAAGACACCACCACGCAUGAUGGAAAAAAAAACACAAAAAAACACAAAAAUACAAAAAGCAGAAGUGAAAACCAAUGACACAGGCUCACACAGCACGGAAAACUCUGUCACGUCUGUGUAACGCACACACACACAGAGAGAGAGAGAGAGAAAUAUUAUAUGCUCGUGUUUGUACUGUCUUUCUCUCUACAUUACAUUCCAUCUGAAGAAAAAUAAAAAUCUUUAUAAAAACCAAGAUGAAUAAACAUUCAUUUUCAAUAGAAA